GAGCACUUCCGGCCUGGCGGGGAAAUUCAUUCACUGCUGCCCUAGGGGCUGAUGCGAGGUGAGCGCCACUGAUGGGGAGCUGUUAGUGGGCACCCCUGUGGCACGAGUGUCCGGCGAGUGUCUCGGAGGAAUCCAUUUCCCCGACAAGCACGCCGAAGUCCGGCCACGAGCUCUGGGAGCCUUUUUCAGAGGAGCUGCUGUGACGCUGGGUGCUGUUUUCCAGGAUGGACUUCCCCAGCUCCCUCCCCCCCUCAUUGUUUAUGACCGGUCCCCUUGGUUCAAGUGAUGUCCCCGACCUGUCCUUUAUGUGCAGCUGGAGAGACGCCCUGACCCUGCCAGAGUCCCCACCCCAGAACUGCAAGAUUGCAGCUCCGAACUCGGCCACGGCCCUGCUGUGGGAGCCAUCGAUGCCUGGGCCCCUCCCACUGCUGCCUCCCUGUCCCGACCCCUGGGACCCUGGAGUGACCGCGCAGGACCUCCUUUUCCGAGGCGGAUUCCACUACCGGAGGCAGCCCCAGGUUGUGCUGGAUGUCACCGAACAGCUCAGCAGAUUCCUGUGGGAUCACGGGGACAUAGCCUUUGCGCCCCUGGGGAAGAUGAUGCUGGAAAAUUUCAAACUGGAGGGAGGCCGGAACCGCUCCAAGAAGAUGACAGUGGUCAGUGCGAAGAAGCUGCUGCAGGACCUCGGUGGACACCAGCCCUGGGGGUGUCCCUGGGCUUACCUCAGCCACCGCCUGCGGCGCUUCUCGAUCGUCGGGGGCCCUGUGCUAGGCAAGUCAGUGUCCCACCUGCUGGGGAGGCUGCUGCACGAGGAGCUGGCCACACGCUGGGAGCAGCUGCUCCUGGAUGAGGCCUUCACGGGUGGCGCCCUGGCCUGGCUGCCUGGGAGGACUUCACAGGUUGGCCAACUGGUCUACCCGGCUGGUGGCGCCCUGGACAGGCUGUGUUUCCAGGAGGUCAGUCUGCCCUCAGGUGGUGACCCCCAGGUCCUUGGGGAUCCUGGGUGCAUCCAGCUCCAGGGACCUGUGCGACAGGUGGUGACCAGCACUGUCCAAGGAGAAACGCUACUGGCCGUGCGCUCAGACUACCACUGUGCUGUGUGGAAGGUGGGGAAGCAGCGGCGGCCGGCCACUCUGCAGGUGCUGCGGGUCGAGAAGGGGGCCACGGGGAUCAGCCUCAGCCCUCACCUGCCCGGGGAGCUGGCCGUCUGCAGCCGUUCCGGAGCCGUCUGUCUGUGGACCCCCCAGAAUGGACUGCAGCAGGUCUACAAGGACCCUGAGACCCUCGUGUUCCGGGACCCUUCUUCCUGGCGCUGGGCAGACUUCACCGCGCACCCGCGGGUGCUGACAGUGGGUGACCGCACUGGAGUAAAAAUGGUCGACACUCAGGGCCCCCCGGGGUGCGGUCUGCUGCUUUUCCGGGCAGGGGCCGAGGCUUCCUGCCAGAAGGGGGAGCGUGUCCUGCUCACGCAGUACCUGCGGCAGUCUGACCCGGAGUCACUGCCCCCCACUCUGCAUCUUGUCUGUACCCAGUUCUCGCUCUACCUGGUGGAUGAGCGCCUGCCCCUGGUGCCGAUGCUCAAGUGGAACCACGGCCUCCCCUCCCCGGCCCUGCUGGCCCACCUGCUGCCUCCCGCCCACCCUGGCUCCCCACAGCCCCUGUUCCUGGGCGGUCUAGGUGGGCAGGUGCAGCUGCUGCAUAUCACAGGAAAGGAGCCGUCUGCACCCCGACUCGCAGGGCCCCCCCAGUCUCUGCCCUCCUCAGCUGACUCGCUGUCCGCAUUUCCCCUGCUGGAGCCCAAGAGCCAGAAGCAGCUGCAGGAGCGGCUGGAAGCGCCGACCAUAGGUCUGGCCUCUGCCUUCCCUCCCUGUGCUUCCACGCCGGCAGUGUGGCUCUUCCAGCUCUCAGCCGCUGGGGACAUCUUCUACCAGCGCCUCACUCUCCAAGCGGCUUCCAGCUUCCACCGAGAUGAGGAGCCUCCCAGCGACCCCGGGCCCGACUCUCCUGCACCCAGCGUGCCUCCCAUGGACCCAAGGCCCACACCCUCCUGGACCUCGCAGGCCACUGCCUGCUGCAGCCGUUGGCUGGAGGCCCUACUGCAGGUGCCACCUGCAGCCCCCGUGUGGGCCGCACCCACCUUUUCCCACCGCCGCCUGCUGGGCCGCCUGGAACCCCGGGAGGUGGAAGGGAAAGUGCUUCAGGGUCUGCGGGCGGCCAUGGCUGGGGGGCAGCUCCUGCAGCAGAGGGACCUGGGCCUGCUCCCCUCAGCAGAGCCGCCCCCUGCCCCCGAGCCCGGCCCGCAGGAUGAGCUCAGUGAGCGUUUGGAGGAAGCCUGGGCAGGCCAGGGCACUGCUUGGUGUAAGAGACAGCAGGGCAAGAUCUCGAUCUCGGAGCCGGGCAAGCAGGCCAAGCGGCCCAAGCGCCGGAGUCAGUUGUCCAGCACCUUCUCUUCACUCACCAGCUGCUUGGACCUCCCGGAGACCAGCAGCUCCCCUCACAGCCUAGAGCGGACAACCUCAGAGGCCAGGCUCCAGCCCCCUGUGACCCCGUACUCCCAAGAGUCUGCUCGGCAGACCCCCCAGGACAACAUGGUGGAGCUGCCACUGCCAAAGGACACCCCCACCUCCAGACACGUGGCCACGCCCCCCUCCCAGGCCUCCAGUGUCCAAGCCAUGCCCUCCCAGCGGUCCACGCCUGGCUCCUGGCCCCAGCGGAAGAGGCCACGCAUGGGCUUCUGAGGCACUGAGAGCUCUCCACUGAGCCUCUGAUCCCUGCCACAGACCAGCUGUGUCUCGAGUGGGAACAACUGCCUGGUGCAGAGCUUUCUGCAUCCUGAACACCAUCGGAACUAUGGGAGACCCAAAAGCAGGCAGCCAGAGCCAGAGUCAAGUUAAAGGAACAAGACUGAGCAGCGGUCUGUUUUACAUAGCUGCUGCAAACAGGUCCACAAGCCCCGGGGAAAGAGGCUGGCAUGAUGAGUGUCACAGGGUUCUCUCCUAGAGACUGGGUGGCAGGGCUCCGUGUCGCCCAGCAUCUCCUCCACUAACAGGAAACUGGGGCAGUGGCAGCUGCUCCACAUUUGAGCUGUGACACAAGGAUCUGGCAGGACCUUACAGGGCUGGGGCACAGAUGGGGCCGGCAGCUGCUGCCGUGGUCCAGCUUGUGUCACAGGACAGACCCUUGGGCGCCAGGCUCAGGUGGAGUAAACCUGGCUGCUGAACGUGCA
Molecule: messenger RNA, 3226 nt
Organism: Cavia porcellus (domestic guinea pig)
Lineage: Eukaryota; Metazoa; Chordata; Mammalia; Rodentia; Caviidae
Gene: Taf1c
Product: TATA-box binding protein associated factor, RNA polymerase I subunit C
Exons: 15
Coding region: 225-2738 (837 amino acids)
Biological process (GO): transcription by RNA polymerase I
Cellular component (GO): fibrillar center
Molecular function (GO): RNA polymerase I core promoter sequence-specific DNA binding; protein binding
Source: RefSeq, a predicted model, not a curated record